Molecule: messenger RNA, 5027 nt
Organism: Carassius auratus (goldfish)
Lineage: Eukaryota; Metazoa; Chordata; Actinopteri; Cypriniformes; Cyprinidae
Exons: 3
Coding region: 1324-2397 (357 amino acids)
Source: RefSeq, a predicted model, not a curated record
GUAUUCGAAGGAAUUCAUCCAGGAAUUAAAACAGCUUUAUAUGCAGAUGAUGGAGCAAUGUGGAAGAGAGGAAGAAACGUGAAAUAUACAUGGAUGCAUUCAUGGAUGCAUUAUAUAUGGAGCUGCAUCAGAUUUGGCAUAAUUUGCAUAAUCCCGUACCAUGUUUCCCUAUAAUAUAAAGUGUAGAAUUGAGUUUAGUAUGUCCCAUCCUAAGUCUAACCUGAUCCUCUUAAAUUUUGUGUCAUAUUACUUUGUCUUACGGUUUUAUGUACAUUAUAUAAAUGCCUUCUCGUUUUACACUCAUUUCAAUGCAUUUUCCAUUUCUGGUUACAAGCUUCUUUAAUAAUACUUUUCCCUUCCUUCCCACUUAAUGCAACAGGGGAAGUUCAGUUUAAGUGACUCUUUAGCCAUUCUACCCGAUCUUUCAUUUCUUGGUAUAUCUGCGUGAGCUGGUACCCAAACAAAUUUAAUUAUUAUUCCAAUUUGUCUUAAUCUAUACAAAAUAUUCAAUAUUUCUACAUAAAUAUCAUAUCUAACUGUUUGAUAAGUUAGUAUGCUUAUAAGUGAUGCCAUAGAAUCUGAACAAAUCACAACUUUGUUUGGCAUCACCUCUUCCACCCAACUAGUGCCAUCUGAAUUGCCACCAGUUCAGGAGUAUAUACUGAUGUCCCAUCAGUUAAUCUCCCAUAUUUUCCUAUUUUUCCCUUGUAAACUGAUCCGGUAAGCAACAACAAAAUUUUGGCGUCUUAAUUCUAAUGGGACUCUCCUGUUUCCACUUGCAUUGCUGAGAUUGGAGUUGUUUUAAUUGCUCCUGUAAUACAUCAACACUCGCGCCUGAAUUACGUCUAACCUUUUAAGCAUACUAUAAAGGAAACAGUUGAACGUGUGCUGUUUUUCUGCCCCAAGUAUGAUCUGGAAAGGAAUUAGUUUAUAAGAAAGCUACAGGGAAUAGGUUGCAAAUUAUUUACAAUCAAUAGCCUAUUAAACAUAAAACUUGGAUCAGGGAAAACUGUAGUAGGUUAGUUUUAGAAUUCAUUAAGCAUAGCUGUCUAAGAAAAAAAUAUAUAGACAUCUUUUAACAUACUUCUAGACUGAAAUCACUUCACACUCCAGCACAUGUGGUGGCGGUAUGCUCCAUAAAAUUGGUAUGCGACCCGCCAAUAAAUCCAAAGAAGAAGAAAAAGAACAAAAAGAAGAAGAACUAGGAACCGGGGAAUGUGACGUCACCAGGAAACGUUUUCAAAACAACAGCAGUAGCCAAAGAUAUAUAAUCUAAAGCUACAGUGUGCGGUGACCGUGUAAUUUAACUGUAAACUACAAAACAUGUCCGAAAAUAAAAGCUCACAUCAGUGGUCUUCAGAGGAAACCAGUGUGCUGCUCGCGAUAUGGUCUUCCACAGAGAUCCAGGACAAACUGAAGAGCUCGAAAAGGAAGAUAACAGUUUACGAUGAGAUAAGCAAAGAAAUGCUGAACGGUGGCUUCAGUCGCUCGACCGACCAAAUUAUCAACAAGUUAAAAAAGCUUAAAAUGGAGUACAGGGACCUGAAAAGGAAACCAAGUAAAAGUGGACAGAUUAAUAAAACAUUCGACCACGAUGUUAUGGAGUCUGUGCUAGGACACCUAACGUUUCCACCCAGUCAGCUGACCGAGGCCUUGGAUUCAGCGACAGCCACGCUCGAGACCAACACGGACUCUGCGGUGUCUGUAGCUGAGCUAGGCAGCAAAAGAGCGGAGCACAAAAACACAUAUCACUGGUCUUCAAAGGAAACCAGUGCACUGCUUGCUAUAUGGUCUUCCACAGACAUCCAGGAGAGAUUGGGGAGCUCAAAAAGAAAGAAAAGAGUGUAUGAGGAUAUUUACCAAGAGAUGGUAAAAGCUGGGUUUGAUCGCACAACCGACCAAAUCAUAAACAAACUGAAAAAACUAAGAAAGAGGUUCAGUGACAAAAACAAGGAGAAGAGUAAAAGCGGCAGCCAAUGGAGCAAUAAAACAACUAACUAUGAUGUUAUGGGCACUGUGCUGGAACGCCUGCCAGGGAAUCAAUUUACUGAAGUAUUCAAUUCAGCAACAGCCAUGCUUGAGACAAAUGUAGAAUCGCUGUCUUCUGCAGCUGAUCUUGACUCUUCAGCGGAGGAGGUGCUGGACCAAGCUGAAACAUUCUUCAGCCCUUCUCAAUCCCAACCUAGAAAGUCUCUGCGAACAACCAGAAUAAAGAAGAGAGAUUCAAACCAGGAGCUGCUGGAAUACUUGAAAACUGCUGAUGAACGGUUUAUGGCGCACGCCAAAGAACUUAAUACUGCAACUCUUAAUAAAAUGGAUGAAGCCACAAAUUCUAUGCUGGGACUAUUGGGACGCAUGGUAGCGCUAAUGGAGGAACAGCAGGGAAUCAAGCCAUGAACACAGGAUUCCUUUAGUGCAUUUUAUUCUCAUUCGCGUGCUUCUUACAUUUCAAAGUCAAAGCAAAACCAAAACUGAUCCUUAAGUUACUUUCUUUAUAUAGAGACCAUGACCAGCUUCACAUGGAAAUGAUGUAGCAAACACAGAUGUGUUUGACAGGAGUGAAGGUAAAGGCUUCUAACUUCUAGCUACAUCACUUUAACCGUAAAUAAGCUGUGUUCUUGUGUUUACUGUAUUUGAUUUAAAUUUGUGUGGGGUGAAAUUUCAGUGAUUUAUGGGAAACUAUUAGGACACCGUUGAAGCUGACUUCAAACUCCCUUCAUGACUUUGAUUAAAAGACCACAGAUGAAAGAUGCCGAUGUCAACGAGACAUCAUGCACCAUAAAGCACCCAACAGAUUUCACAGUCAUACCUAAUACCUACAUUCUAGCUGACACAGCCUGAACAAUAACUGUAGUUCUGGUUGAGUCAGUUCCCUCUUUCCUUUUUCCCUUCCUAAAAUGUGUGCUGAUGGCCAAAAACGAGGAUUUUCCCCUUCUCUACAUAAAAACAGCAUCAACACACAGGAUUUUGCAUAAUGGAAUUUCCUUUGCUGUUAACUAUAAACAGUUGUUACAUUUGUCUACUUUUUGUGAGUCCACGGUGUGUUCACUUCUCACUGCUGUGUGUGUGUGUGUGUGUGUGUGUACUUGAAUGGGUUAAAUGAAGAGCACCAAUUCCAGGUAUGGGUUACCAUACUUUGCAAAUGUCACGACUUUCACUUUCUACUAAGUUUUUGUAAAAAAAUAAAAUAAUAAUAAUUAUAUAAUUUCACAAAAAUUGUUGACACACACAAGUAUUCCCCCUUUACUUAACAUACACACAAAUUGUAGGAAUAUGAAUAAUACCGAUGAAUAAACAGCCUAUGCAAUUAAAUAGCAGUCCCAAAGUAGUUUACAGUUUGUUAGCUAGCAGUUAACUAACACGAAACUAAUUUCAGGCAAAAGCUCAUUAAAGCGCUUAUUACAACGUGUGAUCAUAAUGAUUAGAGAAAAUGUGAAAUAAGAAAUAUUUGGAAAUAUCCCACCCCCAGGUGUUUGCUUGCGUUGUUUAGACGUGCGUGUUACAGUUCGUGCUGGAUCGUGCUUUCUACAGUUUAACUAUAACGUAGCAGCUAAUUAUUUUAAAGGACACCGAAGUAAUUUACCAGUUUUCUUUUCUAAAACUGUUGGUUUUUCAGGACGCGUGGGAAACCUGCACAUCCUUAUAGCAUGAAAACAAAAUUAACUGACUUGUUGUCUUGAGCGUCUAUGACACCGUCUUUAGACGGAAUAAAGAAUUUGAAUAAAAUUACCCUGGAUGUUAAAAUCAUGGUUAGAAUACGUUCUCACAGCUAGUAGACAGACCUGUAAACAACGACUGUAGAGCGCCAUGUUUUUUGUGGGCGGUUACGUAGUCACGUGGCCGAUUACGUAACCCCUCUCUCAAAUUAUUACAAACUCUGAUCUUUGAAUUCCUCUUGCUUUGCAAUGUUAAGAAGAUUACUAAAUAAAAUUCCUCUUUGUGUAAAACCUAACCCUGAUAUCUGUUUGUUGAUGAUAUGUAAAAACUACUUGGGCAAAUCACAUUCAAUACAAAACCAGUACUGCAAUACGUGUUGAAAACCAAAUAUUCGAAUUAUAUUCUAUAAAUGCAUGUCCUGUUUAUACACAAAGAGAGGCCAUUGGGGUUUGGCAAGUUUUUUUUGUUUUGAUUUUGGUAGUAGCUCUGAUUGGUGUGCGUAGUUGCUUGAGUUAUGUAUUGCACUUUGUGCAAAUCACCAGUAGAGGACGGCAACAUUCCACAUCUAAAGAAAAAACUAAAAUCUUUCAGUAGUCAGGGUUUACCUUGAUUGCUUAAAAAGAUAAUUUGUUCAUUAAAACAUACACAAAAUAAUAAUUUCAGCUCAAGUUCUGUCUUAGCAUUGUUGGAGGCAUGGCCAAAUUAUUUUAUUCAUAUCUUCUGUCAAACAGUGGCUAAAAAGUAGUUCACACCAACAAUUUAUGUCACUUAAUAAAAUUUAUAUUUUUAAAAAGGAUUCAGUUUUAUGUAAUUUUCAAUGUGUUUUCUAUUUUAACCUGCUUAUAUGGCCACCAAAACAAGUACAUGGAAGUAUGUGGAUCAAAAGCCCAUUUCAUUUUUAUAAAUCAUAUUUUUUAUACUAUGUUUAACAUUUGACAAACUAAUGGCGUGCUUUUGAGUCGUGGCUAUGUUUUUUGCUGACCAAUAGCAGAUGGGGAUGCGAAUGAGGAAACCUGUUUGAAACUGUUUAGAUUUCAAUUGUGAUGGCUAGUGUUGAAAUUACACAAUUGUUUCAUCUUAGACCAUGUUUGAGAAUCUAUUGCUUUGUGUUUUAGGCCGGAGUGAACACAAGCUUUUAUACACAACUAUUUUACUGUUCAUGCCAUGGGACUAAAGGGUUGGUGUUGUUAAUUAAUAGAUGGUAAUUAUGGUUGUCUUUACAGUUUUGUUUAUUGAUGCAGUUUUAUAUUACAUUUACACUGUUUUAUCAUUUUCAUUUCAAGUCAUAAUUAUAUGUUGAUCAGUAUUCAUAUGGGACCUUAAAAUAUGAAAUCAUGAUUGUGAUUUAUUAUUAAAGUUAGUUUUAAGAU